Molecule: messenger RNA, 3012 nt
Organism: Periophthalmus magnuspinnatus
Lineage: Eukaryota; Metazoa; Chordata; Actinopteri; Gobiiformes; Gobiidae
Gene: nfatc4
Product: nuclear factor of activated T cells 4
Exons: 15
Coding region: 199-2883 (894 amino acids)
Biological process (GO): regulation of transcription by RNA polymerase II; calcineurin-NFAT signaling cascade; cytokine production
Cellular component (GO): transcription regulator complex
Molecular function (GO): DNA-binding transcription factor activity, RNA polymerase II-specific; RNA polymerase II cis-regulatory region sequence-specific DNA binding; transcription factor binding
Source: RefSeq, a predicted model, not a curated record
GUCCGCGCAGAGACGAUGUGAGGAAAUGAAAGACGCGGGGCCGUUUCUCCUGAUGUGACGCGGGUUUGAGGCUUUGUCCAGACUCUGAGGAUGUUUGGAUAAAAAAAAACACGGCGGACAAAGUUGGAGUCGCAGAGUUUGAAGAGUUUUGGGCUAAAAACGCCGCGGUUUGGCGCAGACCGGAGCGGGUCUGUGGAGAUGGGGGCCGCUCCGGGCUCGGGCUGGGACGAGGGGGAGUUUGAGUUUAAACUGGUGUUUGAAGAGGAGCAGCAGAACCAGAACCAGCGGCCCAGUCCCGUGUGUGCAGCCGAGGAGGAGCGCUCCAGGCCCGGGGAGGAGAGUGAGAGCGGCCCGGGGCCCCUGGAGACCACCAGCCACGACGGGCGCCUUCGCUGCAUCUCCAUCCCAAGUCCCCCAGCCUCAGCCAAUCAGAGAGCAGCAUUGUCUCCGUCAUCCAAUCCAAGGGCAGGGAUGCACUCUCCGCCCCCUCGCCGGGCCGUGGUCCGAGAGUUCAGUGGGACGUACGAGAGUCUGCCGGCGCGAUCUGUGCAGGUGUCCGAGUCUCGUGUGGUGGAGUGUCCCAGUAUCCAGAUCACCACCAUCUCUCCAGAGGACGAGUCCCCGAGCCUGUCCUCAUGCUGGGACAUCAACUCAGGCGGCGGAGGAGGGUGGGACAGGGAGCGUCUGUACCUGCCUCUCCUGGACCCCUUCUCCUACAGAGAGCGCAGUCCCGGCUCCGUCAGUCCCAGUCCCGUCUCCAGCCCCUCGUCUCGGGGUUGGCUCAGUCCCGCCUCCAGCUGUGACUCUCUGUCUGUGGAGGACGAGGAGCUGAACGAGGCCACGGUCAACUUUGGUCUGUCCCCUCAGUCCAGACCCACGUCUCCAGGAGGAAAGAGGAGAAGGAACAGCCCCCUGGCGUCGCCCUGCACGUCCAGAAGGGGGAGCUACUCUGAGGAUACGCAGGGGGAGGGGUGUAAUCUUGAGGCUGACUCUCAAACCCAGGGUCUGAUCCUGUGUGAACUCAGUGUCCCUCAGAAAACCAGGAAGACGUCACUGGAGCAGUUGUCCCCGCGGGAGGUGGAGCAGGAGCAGGCUCCAGGACACACCUCCCCCUGCCCUCUGCCCGAGCCUCUGCCCAGGAGAGAGGCCCCUCCGCUGGGCAUGGACUACCUCCCUGUGCCCCCCGCUCUGGUCUGGGGCAGGACCAGGGCCAACGCUCACAGCCCCCUGUUCAGGUCCACGGCUCUGCCUCCUCUGGACUGGCCUCUCCCGUCUCAGUUUGAUCAGUUUGAGCUGAAGAUCGAGGUCCAGCCUCGUCCUCAUCACCGAGCGCACUACGAGACGGAGGGCAGCCGAGGCGCCGUGAAGGCCACGCCCUCUGGACACCCGGUCGUAAAGUUGUGUGGAUACUCGGAGCGGAAGCCUCUUUCUCUUCAGGUGUUUGUGGGAACAGCAGACGACAGAUCCAUCAGGCCACACCCUUUUUAUCAAAUCCACAGAGUGACGGGGAAGAUGGUGGGCACGGCGUCUCAUGAGAGCGUCCAGGCUGGGACCAAACUGCUGGACAUCCCCCUCACUCCAGAAAACAACAUGACUGCACUCAUCGACUGCGCCGGGAUCCUGAAGUUAAGGAACUCGGACAUCGAGCUGAGGAAAGGAGAGACGGACGUGGGGAGGAAGAACACGAGAGUGCGUCUGGUGUUUCGGACUCACCUCCCUCUAGCGCCCCCUGUGGGACCCCCAGGGCGAGUGCUGGCUCUGCAGGUCGCCUCACUGCCCAUAGAGUGCUCUCAGCGCUCGGCUCAGGAGCUCCCGGCCGUCGAGUCCCUGAGUCUCAGCUCGAGUUCGGCUGAAGGAGGAGACGAGUUACUGCUGAGCGGAAACAACUUCCUCCCCAUCUCCAGAGUCGUGUUCAUGGAGAGAGGAACAGAUGGAAAAGUUCAGUGGGAAGAAGAGGCACAUGUGGACAGAGACAACAGCACCGAGUGCCUGUUGUGUGUACGAGUCCCCGCCUACAGCGACCUCUCCAUGAACCGUCCAGUCUCCGUCAGUUUGUACGUCUCCAACGGGAAGAGGAAGAGGAGCGGCACGCACUCGUUUAAAUAUCUGCCCAUCAUGUUCAAAGAGUCCGAGCCGCUCUUACCUCGUCCUUCCACUCUUCCUCUGGACUCUCUCCAUCCUCCUCCCAUCGACCACCACCAGGGGGCGCUCCAGCUGCGCCCCGACCCCUCAAACGAAGACCGCUCCCUGGGCUUCCACUUACCCCUGUACCCCUACUCCCCUCCUUGCCCCUCCAUCCUCUACCCGGACGACUCCUCCUCCUUCUCCUCCUCCUCUAAACCUGAGGCCGUCCCCGUGGAGGACACCAGGGGGCUUCUCUCUGAACGUCAGCCCAGCUUUGAGAACCUGGAGCUGGGCUUCACCGAGCUCCUUCCUCCCUUCUACCCCCGCGGUCCCCAACCCCCCUCCCCUUCGCCGUGGCUGGACUCUCCGUAUUUAUCCUCCUCCCCCUCUCCGUCGCACUCCUCCUCUCUCAGCCCGUUCCCGGCGGGGAGCCCCAUCUCCACCUCUCCCCUGCCCCCCAUGCCCUCCUCCCCGUACCCACAAUUCCACUCGGUUUACCCGCAGGAAGUGUGCCCGUCGCCCCCUCCGCUGCUGUCCACGUCGUCCGGUCAGUACCAGGACAUGUGCCCGGUGCAGUACUCGCAGUUCGACGGGUGGGAGGUGCAGGGGAGGCACGGAGGAGACAAAGAGGGAAAGGCUCUAGAGUGCCCCCUAGAGUUCAGCAGCAGCAUGCAGCACAUCACGUUUGAAGAAGUGACGGAGCUGAUCGGAGACGAUUUACACUCGUAUCAUUCGACAAACCUGGACAACCAAAACUGAACUGACAAACAUCGUAAACGACGAGGCGGAUUUAAACGGCAUUGGGCUAAAAAUCUUUGGACUGUAAAAAAAACACCUGGAACAGUGUUUUUAAAAAUAUUUUGAACACAUUUGGAAGAUAAAUUAUAU